This is a messenger RNA of Saccoglossus kowalevskii, 845 nucleotides long. Its product is annotated as prefoldin subunit 3-like. NCBI's taxonomy places the organism in Eukaryota, Metazoa, Hemichordata, Enteropneusta, Harrimaniidae. Gene Ontology annotation, cellular component: prefoldin complex; cytoplasm. The record is from RefSeq and is a predicted model, not a curated record. Gene Ontology annotation, biological process: protein folding; microtubule-based process; tubulin complex assembly. Gene Ontology annotation, molecular function: tubulin binding.
UUUGGUGUCAAAAUGGCGGAUAAGGCGAAGGAAAGACCUGCACAUGGAGGUAUUCCCGAAGCUAUAUUUGUAGAAGAUGUCGAAAAAUACAUGAAAGAUCCUGCCCAUACAACGGCUGAAACCGUACUACAGUCUCUUGAUGAGCAACACCAGAAGUACAAGUUCAUGGAACUUAAUUUGUUGCAAAAGAAAAAGAGGCUGAUGGCUCAAAUUCCAGAUAUUAGAAGCACUUUAGACAUUGUAAAACAUUUGCAAGGCAAAAAGACUUCUCCUAAUAUCAUAGAUACUCAUUUUCUAUUAGCUGAAUCGGUUUAUGCUAAAUCCAGUGUGGAACCCACAGAUAAAGUGUGUCUCUGGUUGGGGGCUAAUGUCAUGUUAGAGUAUGAAAUUGACGAUGCACAGCUGCUCCUUGAGAAGAAUCUAACUGCUGCAAAUAAUACACUCUAUCAGGUUGAUGAUGAUUUAGAUUUUCUUCGUGACCAGUAUACAACAACUGAAGUCAACAUGGCUCGGGUGUACAACUGGGAUGUAAAGAGGAGGCAAGCUGCUGGGUUGAAAUAAUUGAAUUCUAAUAUCUAUUUUGCAUCAAUAGUUGCUCGUUUUUUACUUCUUGUCCAUUUUGAUCACCAAGCAUAUACCGCUGAGAAAAUGUACAGAUAUUUGUAACUGUGUCAUUGAUUGUUUAUUUCAUUUCAAUAUAUAAAUUGCUUACCCUGAUAUCCAGAACUGUAUGGUAGACAAGUCAAUGCUAUGUUUGCAACAAUAUUAAAAACUUUGUUUUUAUGUCGCUUCUAAAUUAUUGUAAUAUUUUUUAGUAUAAAAGCAGUGUCCAUAGAUAUCCAGCA